Molecule: messenger RNA, 696 nt
Organism: Drosophila mauritiana
Lineage: Eukaryota; Metazoa; Arthropoda; Insecta; Diptera; Drosophilidae
Gene: VhaM9.7-b
Product: V-type proton ATPase subunit e
Exons: 3
Coding region: 135-404 (89 amino acids)
Biological process (GO): proton transmembrane transport
Cellular component (GO): proton-transporting V-type ATPase, V0 domain; plasma membrane proton-transporting V-type ATPase complex
Molecular function (GO): proton-transporting ATPase activity, rotational mechanism
Source: RefSeq, a predicted model, not a curated record
ACGGUCUUACUGCUCCAUGGGACAUGUCCGUCAUGUGAUAUUCGUUGCUCGAGAAAAAGUUCGGUGAUCGCUUUGUCCACCUUUUUAUUUUUUAUUUGCCCAAAGCACUUUGCGUCGAUCCUAGAGCCUGCAAAAUGGUAUCCGAGUGGGUGGCACCAAUUGUAAUCACCAGCAUUUGGGCCUUCAUUGGCAUCAUCUGCCCCUUUUUCGCCCGAGGACCAAACAGGGGGGUGACUCAAUGCUGCCUGAUGCUCACCGCAGCAACUUGCUGGCUGUUCUGGCUGUGCUGCUACAUGACGCAGCUGAACCCCCUGAUUGGACCCAAACUAAGCAUGAACGAAAUCAUGAUCAUGGCCCGCGAGUGGGGCAAUGAGAUCAAGGACACUAUGGCUGUCACCGUCUAAUGUCUGUCACCCUAAUGUAUUCUUUUCACUUGUUUUGUUAUUGUUUCUUUAUCCCGGAUGUUCCGACAUUCUGUAUUAUUAAUUUCCAUUUACUGUUCGAAGCAUAAAAUAAAUUGUAAUCGCGAUCACGCUCUGGGCAAACACGUUGUAGAAAAUCAUAGAUAAACAACAUAUUUGUAUACUUUGUACGCGCAAAGAUGUAAACUUAGCCUUGACUUUUUGGCCAAGCAUUCCCAAUAAUCGAGUGUCUUAAAAUGAAGAUUGAAACCUAAAAUAAAGUAUAUUUACACAA